Coregonus clupeaformis (lake whitefish) is the source of this 1743-nucleotide messenger RNA. RefSeq names its product CD151 antigen-like. Bases 215 to 988 code for a protein of 257 amino acids. The transcript has 8 exons. Lineage: Eukaryota; Metazoa; Chordata; Actinopteri; Salmoniformes; Salmonidae. Gene Ontology annotation, cellular component: membrane. The record is from RefSeq and is a predicted model, not a curated record.
AUCAAAGUGAUUGGGUGGAGUCGACACGACCUACAGUAGACUAGCCACUCACUAGUUUAGCAUUUUGCGCUUCCCCCUCUCUGGUUUGGUGUAUUGAAGGAAUCCCUGAAAAAUAGAGUUCGGAAUGAAAACGACCAAAAACGAGUUUUAAACAUCUCUAUCUGUUAUUUUGGAUACAUCAACGCCUUGCUACUCGUAACAACACAGCCGCAGCAUGGGGGCACCAGCGACAGCGUACGACGAGAAGAAGGAAGCAUGCGGGACCGUCUGUCUGAAGUACCUCCUAUUCACAUUCAACUUCCUCUUCUGGCUGGCAGGGGGCGUGGUGAUGGCGGUGGGCACCUGGACGCUGGUGGAGAAGAGCGACUACAUCAGCCUGCUCUCCUCCGCGACCUACGCCGCCUCCGCCUACAUCCUGAUCCUAGCCGGGGCUAUCGUCAUGGUGACGGGAGUGCUGGGCUGCUGCGCCACCUUCAAGGAGCAGAGGAGGCUGCUGAGAGUGUACUUUGUCCUGCUGCUGUGUAUCUUCCUGCUGGAGAUCCUCGCCGGUGUCCUGGCCUACAUCUAUUACCAGCAGCUCAAUGAGGAGCUGAAACAGAACCUGCGGGAGACAAUGGUGCAGAAGUACAGGCAGUCAGAGCAGGAGCAUAUCACCAAAGCAGUGGACAAGCUGCAGCAGGAGUUUAAGUGCUGUGGCAGCAACAGCUCGUCGGACUGGGGCGAGAGCGUGUGGAUCCACACCAGUGAGGCAGAUGGCCGGCUGGUGCCGGACAGCUGCUGUAAGACCCAGACGCUGGGCUGCGGCCGUAGGGACCACCCAUCAAACAUCUACAAGGUGGAGGGGGGUUGUAUCACUAAACUGGAGAACUUCAUUUUGGACCACCUGAAGAUCAUUGGAGCAGUGGGCGUGGGCAUCGCCUGUGUACAGAUUGUGGGGAUGGUGUUUACUUGCUGUCUAUAUCGGAGUUUGAAGGCAGAGCCGUACUGAGAGUAGAACACGAAGAGAAGGAAAAGGGAGGGAUCUAGUCUCUGCCACCCAGUGACCCGUUUAGUCAUGGGGUCUACCACUGUGCCGUGCAAACAGAAGAGGACGAUAUGUGUAAGGGUUUAGGAUGCACUUAUGAUAGUGUCUCUCAAUCCAUUCCCUGGGGGGACCAUUUUGGUUCUAGCCUAGCACUAACUCCCCUGAUUCAACAAAUCAAGGGCUUGAUUUGUUGAAUCAUUUGUAUUGGGCUAGAAUUCCUAGGGGUCCCCCCUUGGAAUGGGGAAUCAGAUUUAUGCAAGCUAUCUGAUCUACAAUACUCUAUAUUUUGGUAGUCUGCAACAACAGAGCACUCUGUGUAACCUAGUGUGAUGUAAAGAUCAGUGGACCAAAAUGGCCCGUGCAUGAGAACAGCUUGUCUUAACAUUGCAAUAAUCAUGACUGUGGCUUAAUGAGCGAGACCUGACCUCUGGGGCCGAUUACCAUGGCAACACAUUUUAUUUUUACAUCAAGUAGCUGAUUAUACAUUUACACAUCUUUUACACUGUUUUUCUCUCAACUUUUUAAUUGUUAGUUUAUUUGAUUUUUUGUAUUUAUCUUUUAAUACAAGGGAUUUCUCCACUUGUCAUCAACACUGACUUUGUGUAAAAUCAUAUCAAACUUACUACUCCUGCAAGCCUUUUUCAUGUAUACUGAACAAAAUUAUAAAUGCAACAAUUUCAAAGAUUUUACUGAUUACAGUUCAUAUAAAGAAAGGCCCU